Molecule: messenger RNA, 993 nt
Organism: Fonsecaea erecta
Lineage: Eukaryota; Fungi; Ascomycota; Eurotiomycetes; Chaetothyriales; Herpotrichiellaceae
Exons: 3
Coding region: 1-993 (330 amino acids)
Biological process (GO): iron-sulfur cluster assembly
Cellular component (GO): cytoplasm
Molecular function (GO): iron-sulfur cluster binding
Source: RefSeq, a predicted model, not a curated record
AUGUCGCCCUCCGUUCUCAUGGACACCUCGGACGAUUUCGUCAUGCCUUCAUCCAAGGCCCCGCAGUCGUCGCACCGCACCCUCCUCCUUUCGCCUCCGUCGCUGUCGUCGCAUCAAGAAAUACUGACCAGCCUGUUGGAAAUGCACGACCGCGCCCACACCGACCUGCAGAUGUUGGACAGACUGUCCCUCGGCCUGGUGUCACUGCCUCAGUCUACAUAUGAUGUCAUUACUAUUCUCUCCGAUGCAGAUGGCUCACGCCGCGAAAGUCAGAAUCUGAUUAGCCGAGACUUGCUGGCCUUGCUGGUCAAAGCAUUGAAGAGUGGCGGACAUUUGCGCAGCCAAGAUGGGACGUUUGGCACUGUGGAUGGUCCAGAGAAGAACGAGACCAUCCUCGCUGGUCUUUCUUUCCAGCCAGGAGUGGGGUUCGUGAAGCCCAAUUACAGCGCACAGGACUCUGUCCCCUUGAAAUUCGGCAGAAAGAAGACAUCACAGGCUGCUGGCGGUCUUGAUAACACAGUGAAUAAUGAUUCUGUGUCACUCCCAGUCAACGGCAAGCGGAAGAGCAUGGAUGAUACUCUGCCUGCAGGUGUGGGAUUUGACAAUGGAGCUGAUGACUCUGACGAUGAAUUGAUUGAUGAAGAUGCGUUGAUGGACGAUGAGGAUUUGCAGAGGCCUAUCAAAAUUCCCACUGAAUGUCAGCCCAAGGCGAAGCGACGUCGAGCAUGCAAAGACUGUACUUGCGGGCUUGCACAGAAACUGGAAGCCGAAGAUCGAGCCAAACGAGAGAAUGCGGACAAGGCAUUAAACACGAUGAAGCUACAAGCAGACGAUUUGGCCGAAGUCGAUUUUACUGUGCAAGGCAAAGUUGGAAGUUGUGGCAACUGCAGUCUUGGAGAUGCCUUCCGAUGCGACGGCUGCCCGUAUAUCGGGCUUCCUGCCUUCAAACCCGGCGAGGAGGUUCGCCUCCUAAACGACGAGAUUCAAUUAUAG